GAAUUAAUCCCGCACACAAUCAGGGUUUAUUCCUAUCAUGUCUCGGCUUCCACACGUCCUGUCUAUAAUGAGUCUCCCGAGGAUCGUGCGCCGCAUAUCUCUGUAUGUCCGCUAACACUUGACCCGUAUACCGGGCACCCACCCCAUAUCCGCCGGCAAGAUCGGCUCCCUAAGCCUGCCUGUUUGGGCUGAACCUUGAACUUCACUCUCAGCAUCGCCCUGACUGCCUUGCGUUUAUGUUACUAGCUGAACCCUGCCGUAACAAAAAUGACCCCGAGAAUCCCUCCCGUGUAUCUGCCCACGGCACGGCGGAGCUGAGCUGACGGGAGAGAUGACGAUGGUGGCGCUGUGGAAGGCCAUGAGGAAGCGGCACCUGAUCCUAGUCCUGGUCAGCGCGACGGCUCUCGCGACAGCGAUUUAUAUCUACCUGAAUGUCAACAUCAGCAAGAUGGUGGCCUGGAGUCUCCUCAUCAGAGCCGAUCGUUACUUCCUGGUCUCCACCAAUCAGCAACAGCUACCGGAGUUACGUCACCUGACGGCGCCAUGGCGGCGAUGGAACGGUCUCAUUGACUAUGACCUUGUCACUAGUGCUUCACAGACUAAGUUGAUAUUUCCCAAUUUCAAAGGCAUAUAUGCAAAAGGAGACAUAUUGAGAAUGAAAAUAGUGGCGCUGGAUAGAAGAGGUCGGCGUAAGCGUUACGGAGGCGACUUCUUCCGGGCUAAGUUGGUCUCCAAAGACUCUGUGAACGCCAGCACUGCCGGCAAGAUCACCGACCAUGGUGAUGGCACCUACACCGUACUGUUCGCACUGGCCUGGGCGGGAGUAGUGCAGGUCCACACCCAACUAGUCCACCCUAGCGAGGCGAUAGAAGUGAUCAAGCAAAUCAGAGAUACCGUACCAAACAGGAGAGUAUUCUUCUGCCAUUUUCACGACCAAAGUCACCCAGGGGAAUGGACACCGUGCACGGGGCAGAGGAACACAAGUCUCCCGAGAAAAAUGAUCUGCGACUUUUCCAAGAAGUCAGUAAACGCCACGUGGUAUUGUGAACGGCCCAAACACCACUCCUGUGAUACUAUACACGUCUGCAAGUUCGACUACAACAGGACCAAACGAUUAGUGGAAUCUCUGGUAACUAGAGACGAAAAGAAACUAUUUUCCAGGUUACUUCUGAAGAGAGACAUGAGACGAAGUACACCUAUCCGGGUUGUGGACAGAGGAAUACAACAAGAGGUUCUGCCGCGGUGUGGUCCACAUCUUGCACAGGCGGAGUCAGAAGGGUACUGGUACAACGGUCUCUGGUACUCCACGUCCUGCCGGGCCAGGCACUUCCACCGCACGGCAGACGUUCUGCAGUGUCUCAGAAACAAGACCAUCUUCAUGCAAGGGGACUCGACCAUGCGACAAUGGUACUUCCGACUGGUGGACCGAAUCGCCGCUCAGUCAGAAGAGAUCACCGAGUCGCAAGAGUUCGUCGGUCCUUUCGCCUCCACCGACAACGCCAGCAACGUCCGCCUGCACUUCCGUUUUCACGGAGAGCCCAUACAGAAGAAGGUCAACAUCAGUUUUGAAAAUAUCCACUUUGUUGCUGAUGAGCUUGAUAAGUUGACCGGUGGUCCUGAUGUGGUCGUGAUUCUCGGACUGUGGGCACAUUUUGUAGCUGAACCUCUGGUAGCCUUCCGUUCUCGUCUCUAUGCUAUCAGUCACGCCAUCAAGCGGUUAGUUCACCGCGCUCCCUCCACAAAAGUCAUCAUCAGGACUAGUAACACCCGAAGACACGAUAAACUGUUCAUAAGCGUACAAGCCAGCGAUUGGUUGGCUCAGGAACUGAAUGUGGUGAUACGGGACAUAUUUGGGGAACAUGAUUCAGUCGCCAUAUUGGAUGUGUGGGAGAUGACGUUGUGUCAAGAGUACCCGGAUGAUGCCCACCCAAACGUUCACGUAGUCGACAGUGAACUAAGCCUGUUGUUAUCUUACAUCUGUCCAGUAUGAUGUAGUAUGUGUCUAUCGGAAACAUUUUUUGGCUCUUAUGUAUACCUCUUUUUAUCUUGUGCCAAACGACGACAUAUCAUUGAAUUCAAUAGUGAAGAUAAUGUUUGUGACAUGUAAAACAUGGACCUGGAUCAGAUUAGAUGAUGUGGAGAGAAUUCCGAUAUCUGCUUAAUAUGUGGCCACAAGUUGCAAUAGAGGAAAGUUGAGCUGUAAGAGGAUAAAGAAAUUUGAGGCCAACCUUAAUGUGUAUUCAUAGUUACUGCAGGUUUUACUUUCUUCUUGUCUCUCCUUUAUGUGUUCUAUAUACUUCAUUCCUACAAGAUUUCCUUCAGUCCUUCUUUCUCUUCCCUUCUUCACCCUUUCCUUUCUUUCUCCAAAACAACCAUUCCGAUCUUCUGGUGAUUUGAUUCACAACAUGCGCGGGACUAGUAUGUAGGCCAAUCAAGAAACUGCUUUCAAGUUGUCUUUUUUGUGCCAUUCUUGCAAUAUGCACUUUCCCGUCAGCACGUCUUACAUGUAACGUUGCAAUAAACAGUGGUGAUGAACUGU
Messenger RNA from Branchiostoma floridae (Florida lancelet), 2539 nucleotides. RefSeq names its product NXPE family member 3-like. The record is from RefSeq and is a predicted model, not a curated record. The transcript is spliced from 4 exons. Bases 332 to 1990 code for a protein of 552 amino acids. NCBI's taxonomy places the organism in Eukaryota, Metazoa, Chordata, Leptocardii, Amphioxiformes, Branchiostomatidae.